Molecule: messenger RNA, 1629 nt
Organism: Fusarium vanettenii 77-13-4
Lineage: Eukaryota; Fungi; Ascomycota; Sordariomycetes; Hypocreales; Nectriaceae
Exons: 2
Coding region: 1-1629 (542 amino acids)
Biological process (GO): nucleobase-containing compound metabolic process
Cellular component (GO): nucleus; cytoplasm
Molecular function (GO): nucleic acid binding; 3'-5' exonuclease activity
Source: RefSeq, a predicted model, not a curated record
AUGUCCUCACCACCUAGGAAUCGAUUAUGGGAUCCAUCAACUGGGAUCCGAUUUUCGCCCAAAACAGACCGGCAGCCCCGCUAUCCCUCCCUGGACAUCUCUCGCUUCGUACAUACACCAGGCCCAAAGGAUGACACAACUCGAAAGCUUCAGCUCGACUCCGAGGAGUUUAGCGAUGAUGAGGAAUUUGAGAAGAAUGCAGCCGAAUGGUUCGAUCAGCAAGACCUACUGGUAUCUAUUGCACCUGCAGCUGAGGAGUUUCAAGUGAUCUCUGACGCGGAGGGCAAUCCCAUUGACCCAAAACCCGAAGCCGAGGUUGAGGCAGAGGCAGAGGCCAUAACGAAGAUUCCUCCUCCUAUUACUUGUCUAGACUUCAACAUUGACCCCGAGAAACAUGAGACGGCCCAGAACAGCAAAAAAGGAACCGACGAGUCCUUCUGGUCUUAUACCAUGUAUCAGCGUCCCAUGCCUGACGGCGAGCUGCAGAAAGUCAAGGUCCAUUAUUGCACCAGCAAACACACCAUGGAACAUGUCUGCAAGACGUACUUUGAAGACGAGAAAGUACUUGGUUUUGACCUGGAAUGGAUGACAUGGGCAAGGAAACCGCACGGCCCACGGGCCAACGUAUCCCUCAUCCAGCUUGCGAGCCCCAGUCGCAUCGGUCUCUUCCACGUUGCUCUCUUCCGAAGCGACGACUAUGUCGCUCCUACUUUCAAAAAGAUCAUGGAAGAUGAGAGCGUGACCAAGGUGGGAGUUGCUAUCAAGGGAGAUUGCACGAGGCUCAAGACACAUCUUGGUGUCGAGACCAAGGGCAUCUUUGAGCUGUCCCACAUGUACAAGCUUGUCAAGUAUUCCAAGCUGGGCCAGUACGACCGCAUCAACAAGUCCCUGAUCUCCCUCGCCAUUCAGGCAGAGGAGUUUUUUGGUCUUCCGCUAUACAAGGGAGACUCAGUACGGUCGAGCAACUGGAUGUCACUCCUAUCAGCAAAGCAAGUCACAUAUUCGGCCUCGGACGCGUAUGCCGGUCUGAAUCUAUUCUACGUUUUGGAUCAAGAACGCCAAAAGCUCGACCCGUGCCCCCCACGACCAGAAUUUGCCGAAAAGGGCCUCCCGAUCAAAUUCUUGACGGCUGACGAUGUUGAUGAGAGCGAUGUGAUAUCGGAUCAGGAUUCUGAGACCAGCGCUGCAGUGGAAGUGGAUUUGAUCAAUGUCGAAGUGGAAGCUGAGUUGGAAGAGCCCGUUGAAGUUUCGCCGCCCCCUGCGCCGAUUCCUGCCAAGCAACCUCAGGCAAGGGACUCGCGCAUCAUCGCUGCUGAGAAGAAAGCCCAGGAGUGGCGCGCUGCUAGGGAGCAGGCCAACAGGAUAAUGGCCUCGGCUCUGCGCACCUAUUUCCUCUGGUAUGACAACGAAGACCUCUCGCCCGAGUCUAUAGCAAAGCUUCUCCGCACCCCGCCAUUGCAGACCGGCACUGUUGUGUCCUACAUCAUGGACGCCAUUGUUGUAGAUCACAUGCCGUUCUCAAAGUCAAGGCUGAGGAACGAGGUGUUGGUCCUACUGGCGCCAGACGCAAUGCGAAGACGGCCCAAGUACCAGGCUUUGAUUGACGAGACUCGGGAGGCAACACAAUGA